Molecule: messenger RNA, 1550 nt
Organism: Schistosoma mattheei
Lineage: Eukaryota; Metazoa; Platyhelminthes; Trematoda; Strigeidida; Schistosomatidae
Source: the annotation of a GenBank genome assembly
UUGUGUCUCCGGCUUCCGUUACCUGCUGGUAUACAAAAGAACGACAUUAUGAGUAUGACGUGUUUGUUUCAAGUGUCAGCAUUCGGGGAAACAAAAUCAAGCGGUGGGAUCAAACUGACAUCUUAUCAGAGGCGACAGGAUGCGAAAGUACUACACAUAAGUCUUUUAAACACUAAGCACUGUCUAACACACUUCACUAAUCACCUCUUACACAUUCACUUGACAAGAAACUCAGAGCAACACUUAUCAUCCAUGAUUCAGCCAGCUUCACAGAUGUCGCUUAUAACCGACGUCAACGCAGCACUAUCACAUACAAACUUUUCACCGGAUUCAAACACUUAAAAUUAUCAGUGUCACAUACUAAAGGCAACAUCAUGAGAGAAUGGGUUCAGCAACCAACUAUGCAACACCGAAAUACAAUCAAACCUGUCAUUCUUUCAGGCAAUUCCACACACGACAAGGUGUCCUCAUCUGUACCCUCUAUUUAGCCAAUCGUCAUUCUUCACACACAGAACAACAUCAACAAAACCACACGCAAGUCAAUUAUAUUGUCUUCCACAGACAAUCCACCAACGCUAAACACUUUCGUUCCUCAUCAUUAAAAAUCCUAUAUCUACACACCACAACACAAAGACGACAUACCAAUAUCAGACAUGGAACGGUUCUAACCUGUCGACAUCUUUAUCAUUCAUGCACAUCACCACUAUUAAGCACAAACAGUCAUCAUCUAAAACCGAUUAUCUCGACAUUUAUUUAUCGGUGGAUUUUGCAGCUACACAUGCUCCCAUCACUUGAAUAUCGAAAUCACACACAACUCAAUGACAGAUUACUCAUCAGCUUCACAAUCAGAAAAUCAACCACCAUAUCACAUUUGAUAAAUGACAACCAACAAUACCGAUCAAGUGGAAAAGAGUUAAUAUUUACCGGAAAACCAAAUGUCAGAUCGAACAAUCCAGUAAAUGUUACCUAUAAUACUAACAAUAAAUCCAUUCCAAUUCACAACACCAUCGUCAACCACAACAUCAUCAUCAACCACAACCACAACAACAACAGCAACAACAACAAAAACAACAGCAGCAACAACAACAAAAUACCACAAACAAACACGUUUCAAACACAACAUCCAACAAAUGGCAGUCAUAUGGAGUAGGCCACAAAUACAUUCUCUCACAAACACUAAGAUCAAGUGAAUAGGUCACAAGUUACCAGGUGAACAAUCCAUGACAAGUGAAAUGUCGUCUCACAAAAAUUCAGAGAAGAAACAAACAGUCUCAGAAUCACAUUUAUCCAAACACUAAUACAAUGCAAAUGCAUGAUGUUUGUUAGGAGAUGAGACUGAAGGAGCGUACUAGACAACUUGUUAACUAACGGGACAUGCAUGCAAUAAGAGGCGCAACAUCUGACAGUUUCCACGAUAAAACCUCGAAAAAUUCACCAGUUAUUUCAAAACCGACUGAAGCGGAAGAACUUGCCAUGCCACUAAGCCUAAGGCUGUGCAUUGUGUGUAUGCACAUAUCAGUAACUCGCCUCAGAAGGAACUUCUUCAGCAC